GAGCAGAGGUGGCGCGGCGCGCGGACGCUGGCGUUGACGCAGCGGAGGGAGGCUGUGGUGGCCUUGGCUGUGGCCUUGGCCUCAGGGCGAUGCGGAUGGAGUCACCCAGGGUCUGCUAGCGGCACCGCAGCGAGCCCGUGGAGAACCCGGGAAGCCCGUCACUGCCUCCAGGGCACUAAGACAACUCAGCUUGAGCAGGGAGAUGGCAGUGAAUGAUUGCUUCAGUCUGACCUAUCCUCACAACCCACACCCAGGAGACUUGAUUGAAGUGUUCCGUCCUUGCUAUCAGCACUGGGCACUGUACUUGGGUGAUGGCUACGUGAUCAACAUUGCACCUAUAGAUGGCAUUCGCUCAUCAUUUACAAGUGCCAAGUCUGUGUUCAGCACAAAGGCCUUGGUGAAAAUGCAGCUUUUGAAGGAUGUUGUGGGAAAUGACACAUACAGAAUAAAUAACAAGUACGACACAACAUACCCUCCUCUUCCUGUGGAGGAAGUGAUACAACGGUCAGAGUUCGCUAUUGGGCAGGAAGUAGCCUAUGACUUGCUGGUCAACAACUGUGAGCAUUUUGUAACCUUGCUGCGCUAUGGAGAAGGAGUGUCAGAGCAGGCCAACCGAGCAAUCGGCACCAUCGGAUUGGUGGCAGCUGGUAUUGAUAUCUUCACAUUCCUCGGCUUGUUUCCCAAAAGACAAAGAACGAAAUAUUAGCAGUUUAUUGAAGAGAUUGGAAUGAAGAAAUUUGUGAGGAGAAAAAAAAAAUCCUAGGGUGAAUACUUAUUUUGAAUGCAUCAUUAUUGCUCGUGGUCCCCAUGAUGGAUGGCAGACUCUGUAAUAAAUUGCUUGCUGAUUUUAAUCUUAUCAUUGAGCCAAGAAAAGUUUCUCCCGACUAGCAGAGAUUUGCCGUGGCAGCUUGAACAAAAUGCAAUUGCCUUUUGAUCGAGCCAGCUGAGGAUCUUAACAGAACCAAGACCACGUUUUAUCUUCUGCUGUAAAUAUUGUUUUCCUUUUCCCUGAGGACAGCUGUUUUGCCAGAGGUGUGGAGAACCAUUUGCAUCCACUGCUGAGAGACAGUUGUUAGGGCCAACAUCUAAAUUCCUUUUCCUUUCCUUGUCAGAAAAAGGAGCGUGAACAUAUCCAGUAGUUUGGAUACCUGGAUAUAUAUCCAUGAUAUAUCCACGUACUUAAGGAUCUCUGCAUGACAAAGCGUUUGAGGUAGUACCCCCAUAUUGCUGCACCUGUGUGGGUGGAGCAUGUAAGGAGUGGGGGACUUUUGUGUGUGCAUAUGUAUGGAAUUCUUAUGAAUGGUGUGCAUGUGGAGGGACAGUCUUGGUCUCCAUCUUUUUUAUUUUAUUUUAUUUUAUAAUUUAUAAAAGGAGACAGGGUAUGUUGUCCUUUACAGCUUAUGGCGAACUAGCUAGCCUGUGGGCAUCCAGAGAGUCUCCUGUCUCUGCCUCCAUUUCACGGUAGGAGUUCUGGAGUUACCGAAGUGAACUAACAACCCAAGCUUCCUGUGGACUCUGGGGAUCUGAGCUCAAAACAUCAUGCUUAUGUCUAAGAUGCUUUCCCCACUGAGCCCCUCUCUGAUCUCUCUCUCUCUUGUCCGUUCAGACCCAGUGUUCAAGACUCAGUAAUGAACAAUGGGCUGUAGUUUUAUUGAUUUAAAUGGAUCCCUCCACAUUGUGUAGUAGCUCAGUGGUUUGACCUUUGGGGCUUGGCAAACAAUCGUUAAUAUUAAUGCAAAGAGCUAUAUUUAUAACAAAAAAUUCCUCAUCCCUUUAAAGAUGUGAACUGUAAAUCAAGGAAUCCCCCUAUUUUAUUCUUUUAUUUUACUGAUUAUGCAUUGAAUUAAACUCCUUCUUAAUGCCA
Mus caroli (Ryukyu mouse) is the source of this 1864-nucleotide messenger RNA. It is a transcript of the gene Plaat1, whose product is annotated as phospholipase A and acyltransferase 1. Gene Ontology annotation, cellular component: cytoplasm. NCBI's taxonomy places the organism in Eukaryota, Metazoa, Chordata, Mammalia, Rodentia, Muridae. The record is from RefSeq and is a predicted model, not a curated record. Gene Ontology annotation, biological process: N-acylphosphatidylethanolamine metabolic process. Gene Ontology annotation, molecular function: A2-type glycerophospholipase activity; glycerophospholipid phospholipase A1 activity.